Pelobates cultripes (western spadefoot toad) is the source of this 292-nucleotide messenger RNA. The record is from the annotation of a GenBank genome assembly. NCBI's taxonomy places the organism in Eukaryota, Metazoa, Chordata, Amphibia, Anura, Pelobatidae.
AUGAGCAGACCUCUACUUGGUCUCAUUCUCCUCAAUGAGAAGUAUUUCUCAGACUUACGGAGCAGCAUUGUUGUUAGUAGCCAGCCCCCUCUGAAAAGCGUCUACGCUUUGAGAAUUCGAAUAGAGAGCAUUGAAAAGGAAUCUUUCUGCAUUCAGACGAGAAGUGAACGACUCUGCAUGGACUGCACUGAAAGGGUGAAACAGGUUCUGCUGCGAGGACGUUUUGUAAUAAAUAUUUUCCUCUUUACCGAGGGAAAGAAACAAACUUUUGCACUGAAAGAGGGUGAAACAG